Molecule: messenger RNA, 1890 nt
Organism: Pyrus x bretschneideri (Chinese white pear)
Lineage: Eukaryota; Viridiplantae; Streptophyta; Magnoliopsida; Rosales; Rosaceae
Exons: 5
Coding region: 371-1654 (427 amino acids)
Source: RefSeq, a predicted model, not a curated record
UUCUCUUUUUUUAUGACCUCCUCCCAUCCUCUGAAGCAUAUACCACGGUUGCUGGCAUUCCUGGUAAACAAAAAAAGAAGCUUUCCUUGUGCCUUUCGUAGUUCUUCGGCCGCUUUCUGCUCUCUCUCUCUGAUAGCUUUGAGAGAAGAAGAAUUAGAAAGCCUUUUCAGCUUGAAGAAUCUCUCUCUGUCCUUGUGGGAUUGUAUUUCUGCAAAUCUCAGGUGGAUUUAUGGAUACGUGAUACGAAAUUGGACCGCGGGAAUCAGCCAAGAAAGUCGUCGUAUUUCCUGCAAUCCUUUCCAAGUAUCAGUCGUCGGAUCGAUUAUCGCCUCAAUUCUCGGAUUUCGUAUUUAUAUAUAAAGGAAGGCGGAUGUCAAGGGCUCGCGAUGAGUCUGGUGGUUGGGCUGCCUUUGACCUCAAGCAGCGCCAGAAAAAAGGCCUCGAGCCUCAAGUUUACAAGGAUCCUUUCCUAACUAUACCGAACACUCUAACUUCUCUACAUCCUCGUGUAAACGUACCGAGGAAUAAUGACCUUCCGGGCAGGCCUUUUUCAACUCUACUCCUCCCAUCUGUAGAUUGUUCAACUUCGGCAGAGAAUAGCGUUGGGAAAAGACCUUUAUUAGAUGGCGAUUCCAGUGGGAAACAGUACACUUCCGUGGAAGAUAAUACAUCUUCCAUGAAGAAAAUCAUGGAUCUUUACCCUUGGGCUGACGAUUUCUUGAUUGAGGAUAUUAUGGUUGCAAUGGAUAAUGAUAUGGAUAAGGCCUCAAUUUUAUUGAAACAAUGGUUUCCUCCGGCAGCUGUGGAGAGAAUAACCAAACUAGCAUUUCAAAAAAACAACUCCAGCUCAAAUGUCUCUUUAAGUGAUAGAGAAUAUGUUCCUCAAUCUCCUUCUGGCAUUUCUAACCGUAACUCUACAAUUCAAAACUGUCUCAAAGAGAAUAAGAUAGAAUUGUUAACUGGUGAUGAUUACGGUGUGCAAAAGCUUGCUAUUGAUGCAGCAAAUAGGAAGCUGGUUCUGGGGAGUUUGGAGUCUGUACCCAUCGAACCUGAGUGGGAAGAGGAUGAUGUUUACUUGAAGCAUCGAAAAGAUGCAUUAAGGAUGAUGAGGUCAGCAUCACAGCACUCUAAGGCAGCCACUCAUGCCUUUGCAAGAGGUGACCAUUUUUCUGCCCAACAACACUCAAAGAAGGCUCGAGAGGAACGGUUGGCUGCUGAAAGCCUCAAUAAGAAGGCAGCCAAAGAAAUUUUAAGGAUCAAGAAUAGCAAAAAUGAUUUAUGGAAAUUGGAUUUACAUGGCCUUCAUGCAUCAGAAGCAAUUCAAGCCUUGCACGAACACCUGCAACAAAUUGAAACAAAGGAGCUAGCUAAUCGCUCUGUGUCACCAAACAGAGUUAAGAUGGAAAAGAUGAUUAUACGUUCUUCAUCACAUGAGUCGUUUAGUUGUACUGACAGAAAGAAAUUGGAUCAACAGAAGGCAUCAUCAACGCAAAGAUCGGCAUCCUUAGAGAUCAUCACAGGUAGAGGUAAUCAUAGCCGAGGACAGGCUGCACUUCCAACAGCUGUGAGAAGUUUCCUUAACGAGAAUGGGUAUCGUUUUGAGGAGUUGAGACCAGGUGUAAUCACAGUGAGGCCCAAGUUCCGUCACAGGUGAUUGCUUCAUCAAGUAACCAAAUCAGUGAUGAUGCAUGAUAUGUUGUUGCAAAACGCUCUUCUGCACUUGCUUUCUAUGCCCAGAAUAUAAAUCAGGCAGUUUCCUUCUUGAUAUCGGAGUCUCAUAUUUGUAUGAUUAGGAGUAAAUAUUUAGUUUUGGACGAUUAAUAAGCGAGAGAUUUGUAUUAGUAGCCUAACUCGUGUGCUAAUUUAAAAUAAAUGUAUCUCAUUUCUAGA